This is a messenger RNA of Rangifer tarandus platyrhynchus (Svalbard reindeer), 285 nucleotides long. The record is from the annotation of a GenBank genome assembly. Lineage: Eukaryota; Metazoa; Chordata; Mammalia; Artiodactyla; Cervidae.
AUGGAUGUGCGGAAGAGGCCGCGUGGGGCUGGCGGGGCCCUCAGAGUCCCGAUUUUCUCGGUGAGGCCGAGGCCUGGCUCGACCCCAGCCAUGUUUCUUCUCCUUCCGCCGCUGCUGUUGAGCCACAUCAGAGCUCAAGCUUCCCGACCCCAUUCAGGCUUCCGGCUCAGCACUGCUGAAGGGCCAGCUCGGGAUUUGUGGGGGAGGCAUCAGAGGCGUCGCACAGUGGCCCUGGGGCAGGACUCCAGCACCCGGAGAGCCGGCUCCCGGGCCUGGGAGGCCUAG